This is a messenger RNA of Ixodes scapularis (black-legged tick), 840 nucleotides long. It is a transcript of the gene or, whose product is annotated as AP-3 complex subunit sigma-2. Lineage: Eukaryota; Metazoa; Arthropoda; Arachnida; Ixodida; Ixodidae. The record is from RefSeq and is a predicted model, not a curated record. Bases 114 to 686 code for a protein of 190 amino acids. The transcript has 7 exons. Gene Ontology annotation, cellular component: AP-3 adaptor complex; membrane coat; intracellular membrane-bounded organelle. Gene Ontology annotation, biological process: Golgi to vacuole transport; intracellular protein transport.
UAGCAGACAGCCGGUCCACAGUGGUAAUGGCUGAAGUUGGAGUCUUGCUGGCAGUAUGUUAAACGUUUCGCAGUAAACAGUGAAAACCGACUUGACCACUAACGCAUUUCAGGAUGAUCAAAGCCAUUUUAGUAUUCAACAAUCACGGGAAACCGAGAUUGUCCAAGUUUUACCAGUUUUACCCCGAAGAGUCUCAACAGCAGAUCAUACGGGAAACGUUCCAGCUUGUUUCCAAAAGGGACGACAAUGUUUGUAAUUUCCUGGAGGGAGGAACACUGAUUGGUGGCUCUGACUACAAGAUUAUCUACCGUCAUUAUGCCACCUUGUACUUUGUGUUCUGCGUGGACUCCUCGGAGAGUGAGCUGGGGAUUCUGGACCUAAUUCAGGUGUUUGUGGAAACUUUGGACAAGUGCUUUGAAAAUGUGUGUGAGCUGGAUCUGAUCUUUCACAUGGACAAGGUUCACUACAUCCUCAACGAGCUUGUCAUGGGAGGCAUGGUGCUGGAGACCAACAUGACCGAGAUCAUCACACGCAUCGAGGACCAGAGCAAGAUAGAGAAGCAGGAGGCCGGUCUGUCUGCUGCCCCAGCAAGAGCUGUGUCGGCCGUCAAGAACAUGAACCUGCCCCAGCAGAUCAAAGACAUCAAACUACCCGACCUCCCCUCCAUCGGGAACCUCAAGUUCUGAGUGCCGGUGGACCUUGCUACGUGAAGGAACCAGCUAGGAUUGGGCAGGACAUCUUCCAGUGGGCGUCUCCUGUUACAUAAAUCUAUCUAGGGAAAUGAGUUUCCCACCUCCGUAUUGUGUGUUGUAAAUAAAAUGAUUUGUUAACCUUUUGUUA